Molecule: messenger RNA, 3861 nt
Organism: Spodoptera exigua (beet armyworm)
Lineage: Eukaryota; Metazoa; Arthropoda; Insecta; Lepidoptera; Noctuidae
Source: the annotation of a GenBank genome assembly
CAAGAAUUGCGUUUACAGCAAGCCUAUAAUAUAAUGUUUGCUUCUUAAUUUUUUUGCCAUGGUAACACUGUGCCGCUUAAAGUGUCGCCUGUGUCGCUCAUCCAUUUCCGCAUGAAGCCGAUAUUUGUGUUUUGACAUAAAUAUUAUUCAAUAUUUUAUGUAUUUAGUUAUUUAAUUAACUUAAUUUGUUUUGUUCAAAGUUAGUUUUAUUUCAAGCCUAUUGAAAUGACUUGGGGUUUCGUAACAUGCGGGCCUAACGAGGCGCUUGUCGUCUCCGGAUGCUGUUACUCAAAGCCACUGCUGGUGCCCGGUGGGCGUGCAUUCGUUUGGCCGGCUAUUCAGAAUGUGCAACGAAUCUCCUUGAACACGAUGACCCUACAGGUGGAAUCGCCAACUGUUUACACCAGUCAGGGCGUUCCUAUAUCUGUAACGGGAAUAGCACAGGUCAAAAUCCAAGGUCAAAACGCUGAGAUGCUGCUCUCUGCAUGCGAGCAGUUCCUUGGUAAGAGCGAGCAGGAGAUACAACAUAUAGCUCUGGUGACCCUGGAAGGUCAUCAGCGCGCUAUUAUGGGCUCCAUGACAGUCGAAGAGAUAUAUAAAGACAGAAAGAUCUUUUCGAAAAAGGUGUUUGAAGUGGCGUCAAGUGAUCUCAUCAACAUGGGUAUUACGGUUGUAUCUUACACGCUGAAAGAUAUCAGGGAUGAAGAGGGAUAUCUGAAAGCGCUUGGUAUGGCGCGUACAGCUGAAGUGAAACGUGAUGCUCGUAUCGGUGAGGCUGAGGCACAGGCAGAAGCCAAAAUAAAGGAGGCAAUGGCUGAGGAACAACGUAUGGCUGCCAGGUUCCUCAACGAUACUGAAAUCGCUAAAGCUCAGAGAGACUUCGAAUUGAAGAAAGCCGCCUACGACGUUGAAGUUCAAACAAAGAAGGCUGAAGCAGAGAUGGCCUACGAGCUCCAAGCGGCUAAAACGAAGCAACGUAUCAAGGAAGAACAAAUGCAGAUCUCUGUUGUAGAGCGUACUCAGGAAAUUGCUGUACAGAAAUGGGAAGUACAGCGAAAGGAAAAAGAAUUGGACGCGACUGUGCGCAGACCAGCAGAAGCUGAAAAGUUCAAGUUGGAAAAAUUGGCUGAGGCCCAUAAGCUAAAAACCGUGCUCGAGGCUGAGGCGGAAGCCGAGGCUGUGAAAGUCCGAGGGGAGGCGGAAGCAUACGCUAUCAAGGCAAAGGCGAUCGCUGAUGCGGAACAAAUGGCUAAGAAAGCGGAGGCGUGGAAAGAAUAUGGAUCGGCUGCUAUGGUUGAUAUGAUGCUCGAGACUUUACCUAAGGUUGCUGCCGAAGUAGCGGCUCCGUUGUCACAAGCCCGUAAGGUGACUAUGGUCUCUUGCGGUGGCGGUGAGGUCGGCGCUGCCAAACUCACCGGAGAAGUCCUCAAUAUCGUACAAUGCAUCCCCGAACUCGUCAAGGGAGUCACCGGAGUUGACAUCUCCAAGGUAAGAAGGCACACAUUAUUCACAUAAAGCUUUAAUAUAAUCUCCACAAUUUCAAUUUUAUCAGUUCCUAGCAAUAAUCAUACGAAUUCCCAUACUUAAAAUAUAUUUGUAAGCUAAUAAUCCUUCGUUGAUUUACUCUGCUAGAAGCUAAUAAAAUAGAGUAUUAGCCAUGCAUUUUUGUAUGUCACAAUUUUCUCGUAUAUUCACAGCACACUAUCUGUUCUUCUAUGUCAAGAAUAUUUGCAGUGUGGUUAAUGGGUUAAUGUUUUAUGUGACACUUAACUAUAAUUAACAAAUUUUAUUCUUUCGUAUCAUGUCACUAGACCACGAAGUCGUGUAGGUAUCUAUUAAAUCUAUGAGAAACUAAUUAUCUGGUUACGCUUUAUCCCCGACUCGAGAUAAAUAAGAACCUGAGACUUAGCAUUCCGAUGUCCAAAUUGGAGAAUGGAACCGAAGGUGCUGCGGAUGACCUUGCGCGUCGCAUGGAUUGGAUACUUGAGGCACCGUAAACAUUUUGAAGGUAUUGAUAUACGGCUGGAAGAUUCCAAGCUCCUCGGGCUAGCCUGCAUUCAGGACACCUGGCGACACUUGGAAACUGGAUCUUUGGAUGCUCAGGAUCCUCAGUAAUAUCUCCUGCUAACCUAAGAUUUACUUCAUUAUGUGCUAUCCACAGCCAAAGUACAGCUUUAUCAUUUUCUUUCACGUCAAAUAUUCUAUUUCUUGCUGCCAUUGCUUGGAAAUGUCCAGCACAUUCUGUGCAGCCGAAAAAGUUCUUCACAUAACCAUGCAUAGCUUUUAAAACUUUUGGACUUUCUUUACCAGGUUUUUGAGCGGCAUUUACAGUUAGAGUGUGGAAUAGUGUCCAAAGUCCACAAGUGUAUCCACGGAAUUUUGGCUGGCUACCUUUGCACCUCACAUAUUCUAAAUUGGUUGUGUAUACUGGUGCAUGUGUUAUCUCCAACUGUUUAACUACUUCAUAGACUUCACCACCAUCCCAGCUAUUCCUUGAUGCAAGAGUAGUACGCAAUUCUGUGAUAAACUCUCUAAGAUUCCCUCUAAAAGGAAAUGAGACAAUGAUAACAUCCAGAUAGUCUAAGAGUGCUUGCAGAGGCUCACCAGUCAGGGUUUUAAAUCUAGUGAUUUCAGUGUGUAAACUUGUUUUAAUUGUUUUCUCCAAGUCACUAUAAUAUACAAGAUCAGUAUUGACAGUCACAGGUUUUUCAUUGGAGUGGUCAUUAGUGAGUAUUUCCUGACUACCAUGAUCACGUGCAGGAAAAGCAUAGUUUUUAGAUUUCAAGAAUGAAUUAAUUGCUUUCAGUAACCCCAACUUACUAUAGUCUUUGGGCACAAGUGUCGUAGACUCUAAAGUAGAACUGAUAGCUAUAAGUCCUGGAAAUUGUUUAAUAUUUGCUACUUCUGCAAUUUCACUAGUUUCAUGCACUCUCUUUACUUUAACAUUAGGAUAAUCAUUUAGGUCUAAAGCAAGCUCAGAUCCUAAUGUAGAAUUAGCAUUUUCCAAUACAAGAAAUGUGUAUUUAAUGUUGGCAGGCACAUCUUUAACAGCAGAUGCAUAGUCUGUGAUGGAUUCAAUACCAAGAGAAGGUGCAAAUUGUAGAUUUCCAAUAGUUUGAUCAUUUUGCAUUCUAGUGAUUAUUUGAGCUUUAAGUUUUUCUAGUGUGUCAGUUAACUGUAUCUUAUCACCAACAUUACCAUUUCCUUUGACAUAAUUCUCAUGCAAAUAGCGUAAGGAUGGGUAAGCCAUUACUUCAAACUGUCUACAAAUCUCAUUGUUUUCUUCAACAGAACAGUCAAUAACAGCUAGCCUUAUAAUAUUUCUCCAAUUUAUCAUUUCAGAUGCCAUGGCUUUAAAUCUGGGAGCAAAUGCUCGACAGUGUCCGCAAUAGCUAUUGUAGAAUUGAGCCACAAUCGCAUGGUUCUGCCCAUAAAUUUUCUUUUCAAAAUUACGAUUUGUUAAUAUAUCAACAUGAUCAGACUUACUAUAAAGUCCUUGUUGUUCAACAUCACCAUCUUCCACAAUAACUGCACUAUACACCAAGGCGAUUAAUAAAGCAUUAAAUAAAACUAUUGCAUAGCCCAGGUUCAUUUUGAAUGCUCUCGUUAACGGGAAGCGAGGCACGUCACGUUACAAUUAUUAAGUUUGCAGGUAGUAAUCGAAACACGGCUUUCGCCGGCGACUCCGGAGUCCGAACUAAAGAAAACAAGUGUAACACGAACAUCAUGAUAAUUCAUAGGCUAAUACUUGGAUACGUCAUUUCUUCUACACGAUUCCUCGCCUUGUUUCUAUUCAACCAAAAGUGUUAUAAGACAAAAACUAACGACCUACGAACCGUCCGGACCAAACUGACAGUGGCA